AUGGCGAUCCCACUUUCUCAAGUUCACUCUGUUGUGGACUGUGCCUCUUUCAACCGCACCGUGCUGCCCUUCCUGUCACAGUUGACAACGCUUCCUGCGCAGCUGCAAGUGGCCGCCGCAACGAAAGAUGUGGACGCUCUGAAGGAUAUUUAUCUUUCGACAAACCCUUUUAUCUCGGCGCUCGGGUUCACUUUGGUUUUGUGGGUGCUCUUCGUCGUGGCAGCGGAAUUCAACCGCAACUAUUCGCAGGUUGAUCGGUUUUGGAGUAUCCUGCCGUCUGUGUAUAAUGUGCACUUUGUCGCUUGGGCGCGCAUGUGGGGCAUUAAGAAUCAGAGCUUGGAUACCAUCGCACUCAUCACUUUGCUCUGGAGUAUCCGAUUGACGUUCAACUACUGGCGCAAGGGAGGUUAUCAGAUCGGUUCUGAGGACUACCGCUGGGAGAUCGUGAAGUCUCGGCUUAACAACCGGUUCCUCCUCUUCCUGCUCAACGUCACCUUUGUCAGCUUCAUUCAGCCGAUGCUGCUUCUCCUCGUGACGGCGCCUACCUACAACUUCAUUCUCCUCUCGCGCCUCCCUGGAGUUGAACCGUUCGGUCUCCCCGACCUUAUCUUCUCGCGCCUUGCAUUCUUCUUCCUCAUCAUCGAAUACUUCGCCGACCAGCAGCAAUGGAACUUCCAAAGCGCAAAGAAGGAGUACCAGAAGACAGCUCGCAUCCCCGACCAGUACAAGGGCCAAUUCACUCCCGAGGACCUGGAGCGCGGCUUCGUCGUUAGCGGCCUCUGGUCACUGUCCCGUCACCCGAAUUUUGUCGCCGAGCAAGCCAUCUGGCUCACUCUGUACCUGUGGAACUGCUACCGCACCGACAGCUACAUCCAGUGGACUGGACUGGGCGUUUUGGGCUACAUGCUCAUUUUCCAGUCAAGCACCCGGCUCACCGAGUCGAUCAGUGCAGGCAAGUACCCUGAGUACAGCGAGUAUCAGGCGCGUGUGGGACGCUUCAUUCCUCGCUUUUCUGUCAAGCCCAAAUACAAUGGCAGCAAGAAGAAGACCCCUCGGUCCAAGACUGAGUCGGCAGGCACUGCGACGCAGGAGGGCAAGAAAAGUCAGUGA
Molecule: messenger RNA, 1110 nt
Organism: Aspergillus fischeri NRRL 181
Lineage: Eukaryota; Fungi; Ascomycota; Eurotiomycetes; Eurotiales; Aspergillaceae
Product: DUF1295 domain protein
Exons: 2
Coding region: 1-1110 (369 amino acids)
Cellular component (GO): membrane
Source: RefSeq, a predicted model, not a curated record